This is a messenger RNA of Fundulus heteroclitus (mummichog), 1060 nucleotides long. It is a transcript of the gene commd10, whose product is annotated as COMM domain containing 10. Lineage: Eukaryota; Metazoa; Chordata; Actinopteri; Cyprinodontiformes; Fundulidae. The transcript has 7 exons. The record is from RefSeq and is a predicted model, not a curated record. Bases 117 to 713 code for a protein of 198 amino acids.
AUCUCACGUGGUCCGUCUUGUGACAACCGGAAGCAGGAACAACAACAUCAGUGCGAGGAUGCUGCUGCAGCAUUGACACUCUGUUUUACUCUUUAUUUAGGGACACAAACGCAACCAUGACUUCGACCAUAAAGGAAACGCAAAGCAUCAAAGAAGCGGUGAAUUUCAUCAACACGAUCGACGUGAACAAGUUCUCCAGGCUGCUCUCCCGCAUCAUUCAAAAGCUUCAUGUGAAGGGAGAGCGGACAUUCAGUGAAGACGAAGAAGAAAAACUCCAGGCUGCUCUGUCGUUAGACAAACAUGCUCUUAACUUGGUCCUGGAAACAGCUGCCUUUAUUCUGGAGCAGGCAGCGUAUCAUAGCAUAAAGCCUGCCUCCCUGCAGCAGCAGCUUGAGGGGAUCCAUCUAGACUCAGAUAAGGCCGAGGCCUUUUCUCAGUCCUGGGCGUCUGCUGGACCUGAGCUGGUGGAGAAAUUGAAGCGUAACACAUUUGCCCCCAAGAAGCUGGACUUUGUCAGCUGGCAGCUGAACCUGCAGAUGGCCCAGUCCAGCCAGGCCCGUCUGAAGUCUCCCAGUGCCGUCCUCCAGCUGGGGGUCCGUAAGGAAGAUUCUGAGGCUCAGGAAAACGUCUUUGUGGAAUUCAACCACCAGCAGCUUCUUGAGUUCUACGAUAAGCUUGAAAUUGUCCAAGGCCAGUUGGAUUCCCUGACCUGAUGUCCGAUAAGCCAAACAGACACGUUCUUAAUGUUGAGGCCAACCAAUUCCAGUCCUGCUCAGAUUAGAGAAAAAGAGUCUAACAUGAGUUAUAACAAGUUUCUGUCUGUGUUUAAGUUUCUUCGCAUUCCAGUCCGUGCUCAUUAUUAUCAUUAUUAUUUGUUCUACUGCAUGUAGAAAGUGACUUAAUGCUCACUUGUUGUAAACAUUUGCUACAGUGAGAUCCCUUAAGACUAAAAGUGCCAUUGCUCUGUUGUCUUAAAUUUUGUAUAAACAAAAUGAUUCACUUUAAGAGUGAGUUUCAUUUAUUGCUGUUGUAUUAAACCAUGAAUUGGACAUAACAUCUA